CUCAUUAUAAAAAUAGGGAUUAGAUAAACAGCUCGAGGGAAUCGGCGAAGGUGUUGCUUUACACGGUGAUGAUUGAAUCUUCACCAUCUUGGAAGCGUAGAAGGUUCAUUGCUGUUUCUCCUAUGGAAUCAGAAUUGGCUAAGGGGAAGCUUGCUGCUGCUAGAGAAAAGUAUGGACGAGAUAUCCGAGUUUUUGAAACAUCUCUGGCUUCUGCAACCCCUUCAAAUGUUUCUGAUACGGAAGAGGCAGAUGACUUUUACGAGUUCACAGCAGAGGAUUACUUCCGGGUUUUGGCUUCUAAAAAAGAAGAUAAACACUUGAAGACAAAAAAGAUCCGGGAAGCAGAGGAGGCUGCUAGAAGAUCAAGGAUACCAAAGCAAGCAGUGAUCAGAGUGCGUUUCCCUGACAAUUUUACAUUAGAGGCCUCGUUUCAUUCAUCGGAGACACUUCAAACCUUAUUUGAUCUCCUGACCAAAGUGAUUGCUCGCUCUGAUUUACCGUUCUAUCUAUACACCACGCCCCCAAAGAAGCAAAUUAAGGAUUUUUCCCAGGACUUCUAUUCUGCUGGCUUUGUACCUGGUGCAAUCGUGUACUUUUCAUAUGGGGUGCCCAAAGGUGAUGAUGGUGCAUACACGGGUCCCUCCCUUCAAGAAGAGGUUGUGUCGUUGAAAGGUCUGGAAUUUGUAGCACAAGAGGCGGCUCCUGAGCCAACACCUGUGGAAGCAGCUGCAAUGAGUCCCUCCGUCGUUCCUGAGCAGACCGAACAAAAGCGGAGUGAGAAGAAGCAGGUGGGCAAGCCGAAGUGGUUGAAAAUGUGAGCCAUUAAGUCACCCUGUGAAUAUUUUAUAAAAAUUCAAAUCUACUGAUUGUAAGAUGGGAUUAUGCUCUGAAAAUGUAAUGUUUGGUUAAAGAUCUUGUCUAUGAUUGAGAUUUGAAUAAAUCAUUGGAAGUUGGACAAGGCAUUCUUGAUAGCGCUUGUGGUGCUCGAAUUUUGUAUUUUACUCUCUUAUCAUAUGUUAUAAAGCUAAGUGUAUGCAUAUGUUUUGUAAUUA
Salvia splendens (bonfire salvia) is the source of this 1052-nucleotide messenger RNA. Its product is annotated as plant UBX domain-containing protein 1. The record is from RefSeq and is a predicted model, not a curated record. Gene Ontology annotation, biological process: protein-containing complex disassembly. The transcript has 7 exons. Lineage: Eukaryota; Viridiplantae; Streptophyta; Magnoliopsida; Lamiales; Lamiaceae. The coding region runs from base 69 to 818 and encodes 249 amino acids. Gene Ontology annotation, molecular function: ATPase binding.